CUGGUAGAAGCAAAGUCAGGCAAACACAAGCGGGCAGGCACCACCGGGAGAUCAGAACUUCUAGCUGGCUCUCUGCUGCCACAGCUCCACCGAAGGGUGGGGGAGGAAGAGGGGGAGCCUUGCCUGGGGAAUAAACCCACAGCUCAGAGGAGAGGCAGGUGUGUGCAGGUACAUCACCUGGAUCAUGAGGUCAUCCCUCUGCUGGAUCCUCCCACUUCUCCUCAUCUUGGCCUCAGUGGCCCAAGGCCAGCUGACAAGACGCCCCAGACCUAGGCCCAGGCCCAGGCCCAGACCCAGGCCCACACCCGGCUUUGUUCAGCCCCAUGAGCCAUCAGAGCCUACAGACCUGCCCCCUCCCCUCCCACCAGGCCCUCCAUCUAUCUUCCCUGACUGCCCCCGGGAAUGCUACUGCCCCUCUGACUUCCCUUCUGCCCUCUACUGUGACAGCCGCAACCUUCGAAAGGUCCCCGUCAUCCCACCCCGCAUCCAUUACCUCUAUCUCCAGAACAACUUCAUAACUGAGCUCCCAGUGGAGUCCUUCCAGAACGCCACGGGCCUGAGGUGGAUCAACCUGGAUAACAACCGAAUUCGCAAGAUAGACCAGAAGGUACUGGAGAAACUACCCAGUCUGGUUUUCCUCUACAUGGAGAAGAACCAGCUCGAAGAGGUGCCGUCAGCCCUGCCCCGGAACCUGGAGCAGCUGAGGCUGAGCCAGAACCAGAUCUCCAGAAUCCCACCCGGCGUCUUCAGCAAGCUAGAGAGCCUGCUGCUCCUGGAUCUCCAACACAACAAGCUGAGUGAUGGCGUCUUCAAGCCCGACACCUUCCAGGGCCUCAAGAACCUCAUGCAACUCAACCUGGCCCACAACAUCCUGAGAAAGAUGCCACCCAAGGUCCCCGCGGCCAUCCACCAGCUCUACCUGGACAGCAACAGGAUCGAGACCAUCCCUAAUGGAUACUUCAAGGGCUUCCCCAACCUCGCCUUCAUUCGCCUUAACUACAACAGGCUGUCAGACAGAGGGCUGCCCAAGAACUCCUUCAACAUCUCCAAUCUGCUCGUGCUCCACCUGUCCCACAACAAGAUCAGCAGCGUGCCCGCCAUCAGCAACAAUCUGGAGCACCUGUACCUCAACAACAACAGCAUAGAGAAGAUCAAUGGGACCCAGAUUUGCCCCAACAAUCUAGUCGCCUUCCAUGACUUCUCCUCGGAUCUGGAGAACGUGCCACACCUGCGCUACCUGAGGCUGGACGGGAACCACCUGAAGCCGCCCAUCCCACUGGACCUCAUGAUGUGCUUCCGCCUGCUGCAAUCCGUGGUCAUUUAGGCCUUACGCUGCCCCUGGGUCUCCUCUGAGCGCACUUGAAUGCUAGUGGCCCACGUGCCGGUGCCCACCAUUCGUUUUCUCUUUGUUUUUUGCUCCCAGCUUUGCCUUUCUCGUCCCACCUUCCUGAGGCAGGGCCUAGCCAACACACGCCGCUGCACCCGCGGCUUCUAGAGCAAGACGUCUAAGGGCUAGAUGGGGUUCACCCCGCUCACAGACACCCACAGCACACCCAAACCUCUAGCCCCAGGAGCUAAAGACUUCACAUCCUCUUCUGUCCUCCUCCUCCCUGUCACUGCUGGGUAAGUCCGGGCCAUGGACUGACGUCGGAACUUGGUCCUGGCCAAAGCAAGCCGAAGACGGUCGGGAGGAGCCCAGAGGUGAGGUUCGGCAAGUCCUGCUGGAGACGCCGCCAUGAUGGACAGCUCCGGCCCCAGAAGGCCCCUUAGCCAAGGAUCCCGCCUUCUAACACUGCCACCCCACCUCCCUGCCCACUGGCACCACACACAUCGUGCUGGCUCUUUACCGCCUGUGUUCUCCAGCAAGGAAAUGCAAGGGAAUGGCCGAAGGAAGGCAGAGGGUCGGGGUUCCUGCAAGGAUCCACAUCUGGCAGUCUCUUCACAGGGAUAGCUGGGGCUCUCCUCAGCACACACCCUUCUGGCUGGGCCUCGCUCUUUCCAGAGGAAGGACAGGGAGGAACAGCCCAGGAAAGUAGCUUUAAGAACUAGGUAUCGGCCAGCGGGCGAGGGGAGGGAGUCAAGAGCCCUGGGGUUGGGCCCUUGUGGGUGCAGAUGGUCCCACAGCCCCUUGCCCGUCUAGACAUGAGGCUAGGCCUCAGGCAACACAGUGUCCACAGGGAAGGGUGCAGAGUCACUAGCCCUGCCCCGCCAUCUGUUCUCGAUCAGUGUGGACGGCCCAAGCCUCUCCAAAGCCCGGAAGCAGUUCACGAGAAAGUGUUCUGGGAGAGGCGGAGCACCUGGAAAUCUCCCAGAAGCCUCCUCCACAAGUUCAAAUUGGCUUCCCCCUCUAAGGCAGACGCAUCAGUGACACCUGGUGGCUGGUACAGGUCACAGCUGGCUCCCGUCUUCCCCCUCGCCUCUCUCUGGGGUGGUUUCACGAAGUCAAGGAGCCGGCCUCAGGUUCCAACUUGAAGAGCCAGGGGGGAAGUGCACAGUCUCCCUCUCCUCUGGGAUGCAAAGGGCGCGAAGGUACAGAGGCCUUGAGGCCAGGGGCUGAUUCCUAUCGUGGGUGAGCACAAGUGGGAACCUUCAGGAACGCAGGUGAGGAUAUGGCUCGUUCCUGUUUGCUGUCUGACCUUGCCGGCCCCUUCUGCCCUCAGUCCCCACAUCUGCGCACCGAGGCCUCUCCAGCAUUCAUGCUCUAGUCUGCAGCUCCACUCUUUAAACCAUGCUCUAAUUAUCUAAUAUUAUCCCUUUCCCUUGCAGUAAUUUAUUCCCUACCUGGACUGUCUCUCCCCUCACACUUCCCCACCCUCCCUGCCCGGGCCAAGUGAGGGGCUUGACCGGCCUCCAAGCAGAGCCUGGACCCCACAGGACCUGCUCCCAUCCCCUGUCCCUUCCGCCCUCCAGGGGACGCGGCCCCUCUACAGCUCCCUAGUGUACAUGUUGGUGGAGGUGAAUGUUCUAGAAAUAAGUAAGACACCGUGCCCACCCAGUUCCAGAGAUGUUUCAGAAAUUGGAUCAAGCCGGGUCCUUAACUUCAAGAAAUUCCCAUUGUACUUGAUCUCGUCUUUCUCUCUUGCUCAUUUACGGAAAACGGGGCCCAUUUCAUCAUAGCCUCCCCCCGCCGUGCCCCCCACCCCUGCUGUGCUCCCAUGUAACUGCCUCAUUCUUCCUAGCUGCAGCUGGUUUCUCCAAGGCUCCUGCUUAAAGUCAGUAUAUCACUGUGGCUAUAAGCAAGCUCGUGCUAAGCCUGGAUAAGCCCCCCUUCUGCACCUUCACACCUUGCAAACCUCAGCCCCUCACAUGGGGCCCUCAGGGGGAGCACAGCUCCUGUGGUUCCCCUGAGGGCAGGGGUCCUUUCUGGUCCUGCAAACCUAAACUGUUUCGCUCCAGCAGCAACACAAUCGGCAUCAUCCCAUCGGCCCGUCUAGAUUAAGUCUGCUUCCUCCGUUGCUCCCUGCAGCUGUAAGCCAGAAGGGAUUUCCCUAGGAUUUGAGGAAGCCCCUCCUCCACACACAAGUUCAUUCUUUCAGUGCCAUUGACAUCUACGCGUCCAGGUGUGUAAGUAGGUGUGUAGGUUACUCUACAUAGAUCUGUUCUUUCUCCAAAACCAUGUUAACUUUGUGAAACAACUUCUACAUCCCAACACGCUUCACAGCAGAGGAAAUAAAGUGAUAUGAAAAAUA
Molecule: messenger RNA, 3689 nt
Organism: Acinonyx jubatus (cheetah)
Lineage: Eukaryota; Metazoa; Chordata; Mammalia; Carnivora; Felidae
Gene: PRELP
Product: proline and arginine rich end leucine rich repeat protein
Exons: 3
Coding region: 185-1324 (379 amino acids)
Cellular component (GO): extracellular exosome
Molecular function (GO): heparin binding; protein binding
Source: RefSeq, a predicted model, not a curated record